This is a messenger RNA of Gasterosteus aculeatus aculeatus (three-spined stickleback), 3574 nucleotides long. Its product is annotated as IQ motif and SEC7 domain-containing protein 1. NCBI's taxonomy places the organism in Eukaryota, Metazoa, Chordata, Actinopteri, Perciformes, Gasterosteidae. The record is from RefSeq and is a predicted model, not a curated record. Gene Ontology annotation, molecular function: guanyl-nucleotide exchange factor activity. Gene Ontology annotation, biological process: regulation of ARF protein signal transduction; actin cytoskeleton organization.
GCGGGGCCGGCGGAGAGUCGCGCCGCUGCGGUCCCCACAACGUCACUUUAAAAAAAAAAAAAAUCGAAUCCACGUCUUUGAUUCGACCACGUCCGCGUCGGUUUUGUUGGGUUCGCUUCUGCACGCGGUGGGACUAUUUCUGCGGGCGGGUGGUCACACACACACACACACGCCGGGUUCAACACGAUGGCGAGGCGUAAGAGGCGCAACGCGCGCAAGUGUUGCGCUUAAAAAAAAGAAAAAAAAAGAAACAACCUCAUCUAGCGCGGAACGACAUGGAAAGCAGCGCCGCCGCCGAGAACCCCUCCAGGGCCGUGGAGUACUUGAAGGAGCUCAACAGGAUCAUCGAGACCCAGCAGGAGCUGCUGGAGAGGCAGCGGGGACGGAUCGAGGAGCUGGAGCAGCAGGUGAUCGAUCUGUGCGCGGAGAACGCCCGCCUGAAGGAGCGGUACCAGCGGCACCUGGCGACCUGCGGGCUGCUGCAGGGCACCAGCAGCCUCGUAAAGGCGCACGUCGCCCGGGACAAGAGACAUGUCCCCCUGCCUGUCCAGGCCACACAGGCGCCGGUGGCGGCGGGCUGCAGGAGAGCCGAACCCCGACGCCAGUGGAAGUCGGCUUCCUUUGGUGUGGAAGGGGAUGGACGGCCCAACGAGAGCGGCCCUUCCCUGGAUGGCGGUGCCAGCUUCGGCCAGGGCCCGGUGACUCACGGCUCGGCCAUCAGCCCCGACCGAUUUGACGGCCCGCUCUACAGCCACGGGGUCCAGCCCGGGCCUCAGAGGCCCCGUCGACCCAAGCUCCAGCACUCGCAGUCCAUCCUCCGGAAGCAGGCCGAGGAGGAGGCCAUCAAGCGCUCGCGCUCGCUCUCUGAGAGCUACGAGCUCUCCGCCGACCUCCAGGACAAACAGGUGGAGAUGCUGGAGCGUAAAUAUGGCGGACGAUUCAUAACCCGGCAUGCGGCUCGCACCAUCCAGACGGCCUUCCGCCAGUAUCAGAUGAACAAGAACUUUGAACGUCUCAGAAGCUCCAUGUCUGAGAACCGCAUGUCCAGACGCAUCGUCCUCUCCAACAUGAGGAUGCAGCUCUCGUUUGAGGGCCCCGAGAAAGUGCACAGCUCCUACUUCGAAGGGAGGCAGGUGUCGAUGACUGAGGACGGCGCCCCGCUGUCCAUGAUGCAGUCUGAACGUGGAGAUAUAGAGGUGCACCAACAGGCCAACAUGGCGUCUCACCCAGCGCCACAAGGCGACCUGACGGACGCCAUCACGGAGCUGGAGGACGCCUUUUCCAGGCAGGUUAAAUCUCUGGCCGAGUCGAUAGAUGAUGCACUGAACUGUCGCAGCCUUCAAGGGGACGAGGGUCCGGACCAAUCGGAGGCAAUGGGCUGCCCCAAGGGGGAAAGGGAGGUGUCCUAUCAGGCAAAGUCCCACCGCAGGGCAGCUGGACGAAUGCACGAUGAGGCGUUGGCGUCCUAUAGCGAUGUUACCCUAUUCAUCGACGAGGAGGACGUGUCCCCCUCUAACGCUCUGUCCAGGUCAGGGGAACAGCCCUCCAGCACAGAAUCGGACUUGCGGUUGCGCUCGGUCAACUCCUCACAGGAUUACUGGCCGAUGGACCCCAAAGACGAGGGUCGCGAUACAGACACGAGCUGCCGCAGCACUCCUUCCCUGGAGUGCCAGGAGCAGCGUCUCAGAAUGGACCAUCUCCCUUUGUUGACCAUCGAACCCCCCAGCGACAGCUCGGCGGAGCACAGCGACCGGUCCGACCGCGGCUCCGUCAAGCGGCCGCCGGCGUACGAACCGCACGGCCACGUGGUGAGGUCGUCCCAGGCCAGCCCCAAACACAUUUCCCACGGGCCCCCGACGCGAGGUUCCUCGCGCGACGACGACGCGCCCCUGCGCCACCGCCACCGCCAGCUGGAGGGCCACCUGGCCAUCAACGGCUCGGCCAACAGGCAGAGCAAGUCCGAGUCCGACUUCUCCGACGGGGACAACGACAGCAUCAACAGCACGUCCAACUCCAACGACACCAUCAACUGCAGCUCCGAGUCCUCGUCGAGGGACAGCCUGCGGGAGCAGACGCUCAGCAAGCAGACGUACCACAAGGAGACUCGCAACAGCUGGGACUCGCCCAUCUUCAGCAACGAUGUCAUUCGCAAGAGACACUACCGCAUCGGCCUCAAUCUCUUCAACAAGAAGCCAGAGAAGGGCAUCCAGUACCUGACUGAAAGGGGAUUCAUCCCCGACACACCGGUCGGCGUGGCUCACUUCCUGCUUCAGAGGAAGGGACUGAGCAGGCAGAUGAUCGGAGAAUUUCUGGGCAAUCGGCAGAAGCAGUUCAACAGAGACGUCCUCGACUGUGUGGUGGAUGAAAUGGACUUCCAGAGCAUGGAGCUGGACGAGGCUCUCAGGAAAUUUCAGAACCACAUCCGUGUUCAGGGCGAAGCCCAGAAGGUGGAGCGGCUCAUCGAGGCUUUCAGCCAGCGCUACUGCAUCUGCAACCCCACAGUGGUGCGGCAGUUCAGGAACCCCGACACCAUCUUCAUCCUGGCGUUCGCCAUCAUCCUCCUCAACACAGACAUGUACAGCCCCAACGUCAAGCCCGAGAGGAAGAUGAAGAUGGAGGACUUCAUCAAGAAUUUAAGAGGCGUGGAUGACGGGGAGGACAUCCCUCGGGAGACGCUGGUCGGCAUCUACGAGAGGAUCCGUAAGCGAGAGCUCAAGACCAAUGAAGACCACGUCUCGCAGGUGCAGAAGGUUGAAAAGCUCAUUGUGGGGAAGAAACCAAUCGGAUCGCUCCACCACGGCCUGGGAUGUGUGCUGUCGCUGCCCCAUCGCCGGCUGGUGUGUUACUGCCGUCUGUUUGAAGUGCCGGACCCCAACAAGCUCCAGAAGCUGGGCCUGCAUCAGCGGGAGAUCUUCCUGUUCAACGACCUCCUCGUGGUGACCAAGAUCUUCCAGAAAAAGAAGAACUCUGUGACGUACAGCUUCAGACAGUCCUUCUCUCUGUAUGGGAUGCAAGUCAUAAUGUUUGAAAAUCAAUAUUACCCGAAUGGAAUCAGACUUACAUCGGCCAUACCAGGUGCGGACAUCAAAGUCCUCAUCAACUUUAACGCGCCCAACCCCCAGGACCGCAAGAAGUUCACAGACGACCUGCGAGAGUCCAUCGCCGAGGUCCAGGAAAUGGAGAAAUACAGAAUAGAGUCCGAGCUGGAGAAGCAGAAGGGGAUGGUGAGGCCCAGCAUGUCGCAGAGCUCCGGUCUGAAGAAGGAGGCCGGCAACGGCAACAUGAACCGCGCCAGCCUGGACGACACGUACGCCAUGGGCGAGGGCCUGAAGCGCAGCGCCCUCAGCAGCUCCCUGCGAGACCUCUCCGAAGCAGGGGUCCAUCAUUAGCAGUCCACACACACGCCGGAGAGACGCCGCGCCACGCGACGCCGGCCCACGCGACGCCGCGCCCCACCGCGGCCAUCCCGCCGUCCCCAACUCGGCCCCCACCUCCAUCCUCGGGUCGCUCUUCGGCAGCAAGCGAGGCAAGCCGUCAUCCCAGGGCCACUCCCCUUUCCCCGCCCCCGCCCAGC